Molecule: messenger RNA, 4100 nt
Organism: Dendronephthya gigantea
Lineage: Eukaryota; Metazoa; Cnidaria; Anthozoa; Malacalcyonacea; Nephtheidae
Product: putative ankyrin repeat protein RF_0381
Exons: 5
Coding region: 267-2816 (849 amino acids)
Biological process (GO): protein phosphorylation; RNA processing
Molecular function (GO): RNA nuclease activity; protein binding; protein kinase activity
Source: RefSeq, a predicted model, not a curated record
CCAACUAUUUAAAGUAGGAAUUUAAUCCAGCACUAUAGAACUGAGACGCACAUAAUCAUGUUAUUGCUGAGUUGAAUAUUUGUGACCUCGCCAUUAACGAGUUAUUGUUUAAAAUAGAGAAAGAAUUUGGAUACAUAUUGCCUCUCAGAGUCAGAGAAGAGAUUUAAAGAGAAAUUUGGCCUAGAUCCCAGCCUCAAAGGCGGCCCAAAAUUAUGUAGGAUCCCAGUAUGCCAUAUUAAAAAAGCGUGUGAAAGAAUAACAUAUGAAUGACUGAAUCCAAGGAAGAUGAUGAUAUGAUGUCCCAGGCUCAGGACAGCGACGUAAUAGCUGCGUCGAAAAUUGAACAACUCAAGCCUGUUAUUAAUAUUGUUAAAAAAAGGUGGGCUGAAGAGGAACGCCGAGUGAAAGAUAUUCAAAACGAAGAGUGUGACGAUGGUAUUAAAAGAAAGAAAGAAUCAAGUGGAGGAAGGUAUUUCGGUGAGGUAACAGAAAAACUGCAAUUUUGGGACGAAAUAAGAAAGCAAGUUGAAAGUGGUGAAAAUAAAGAGGAUCAUUGGAAGAGGGCAAUUUUUUGGCGUGCCUUUCAGUUUUGGCCGGUAGAUCAAAAUAUUUUUAAAUAUUUAGUUUACCAUGGAGCAGACAUUUAUUCCACGAACGAAGAAGGUAAAACAGUUUUAUGCAUUGUGACAAAGAGCGGUUCAUUGGAUCUUGUUAAAUAUUUAGUUAAAUAUGGCCCUGAACAUAAUUUUCAAGACGAUUACACAGCUCUACUGAGCGCAAUACAGUCUGGAUCAUUAGGAAUUGUAAAAUAUUUCGUUGAAGAGUGUCGUGCUGAUAUAAAUUGUAAAGACGAGUUUGGAAAAACCGUUUUACAUCAUGCUGUUGAUGCUGGUGUUACAGACAUUGUCAAGUAUUUAGUUGAACGUGGCGCUGAUGUAAAUGGCUGGGUGAAUUUUUUUGGGUCAGUGCUACAUGCCGCUAUUUCUAGAGAUAAGCUGGAAAUUGUAAAAUAUCUUGUUGAAAAUGGUGCAGAUGUAAAUGGCAAGGAUACUGUAGAGUGUGCGGUGCUGGACAAAGCUGUUAGUAAAGGUCAUUUAGCAAUGGUAAAAUAUCUUGUUGAAAAGGGCGCAUCUGUAAAUAGUGAGGAUUCCUACGGGUGGACAGCGCUGCACACUGCUGUUACGGAAGGAUCGCUAGAAAUUGUGGUAUAUCUUGUUAAAAAGGGCGCUGAUCUAACUGGCAAGGACGCUGACGGGAGGACAGUGCUACACUAUGCUGUUACUAAAGGUGAUCUAGAAAUGGUGAAAUGUCUUGUUGAGCUAGACGCUAAUCUAAAUGGCAAAAAGACUGACUGGGGGACAGCGCUACACUAUGCAGUUACUAAAGACGCUUUAGAAAUGGUAAGAUAUCUUGUUGAAAUGGGCGCUGAUGUUAAUUGCAAGGAUACUAACGGCUGGACGGUGCUGCACUAUGCCAUUACUAAAAAUACGAUAGAAGUGAUAAAAUAUCUCAUUGAACAGGGCGCCGAUGUAAAUGGAAAGGAUACUGACGGGUGGACAGUGCUGCACGGUGCAGUUAGGGCUGGCGUACUGGAUAUUGUCGAAUUCUUAGUUGAGCAGGGCGCUAAUGUAAAUGGAGAGAGCGCUUAUGGAUGGUCAGUCCUGCAUGCCGCUAUCGAUGCUCGUGCAUUAGAAAUUGUCCUGUAUUUAAUUGAACAGGGUGCUGAUAUAACUUUAGAAAGUAAAAUCGGCGUUCAUACUCUUGGCAUUGACGUCCUGAUGAUGGGUAUUGUGAAAAAUUCAUGUAUUUUGGUCAAUUUUCUUUUGGACAAGAACGUAGAGGUAUGGAGAGCUGGAACAUUUUUUGUUGAUGGAAGGCAAAUGAGUCCUCUUGAAUUAAGUAUUUAUCUUGGUCGUGAUGAGAUAUCAACCAUCCUGAAAAGGUCCGUAAAACAUCGGAAGAAUAUUGAGCUGUUACAAAAUAUGAAUCUCAACCAGUUAAUGCUGAUCGAAAUUCCGAUGCAGGCUUUUAUCGCAAAGAAUCAAUUCAAAAUUGGCGAUGGUGGUUUUUCCUCUGUCUAUCUUGGUGUCAUGAAAGAUGGAAGUGAAGUCGCUGUUAAAAGAAUUUUGGUACAAAGUGAGGAUAAAACAGUUGAAAAUGAAAAAGAAAUCAUGAGCCUUAUUGAAGCCGACAAGUCUCCAUUUAUAGUGAACUAUCGACAUUUUCACCGUGACGAUACCUUUAUGUAUCUUAUUAUUGAUCUUUGCGAAGAAAACUUAAGGGAAUAUGUUGAUGCAUGCAGUAUUGAACUUCUGCAAUUGCAUGGCCCCAGAAUGACUAAGGAAAUUUUAUCCGGACUUGAAUUUCUUCAUAGCAAAGGAAUAUUGCAUAGAGAUUUAAAGCCAUCAAACGUCCUGGUUGAUAUCGAAGGUCGCAUGAAAUUGGCAGACUUUGGAAUAAGCCGCGUUCUUAAUGACGAUGAAACGACAGUUGAAACAUUUGCUAAAGGUACUUCGGGAUGGAUGCCACCGGAAGUAAUUCGGGCAAUAGACAAAGACGAAAAAGGCCCUUUCAAAAAGAAAUCGGAUGUCCAUGUCGCGGGUAUUGUUGCUUUUUUCAUCUUAACUAAAAGUGAACACCCGUUUGGAUCCAAGUUCGAUCGAAUGAGAAAUAUUUUAGACGGAAACUCUGUGAGUUUGAAAAAACUUUGUGAUGUUAGAGCUCAAAAUUUUGUGUCCUGGCUUACAAAUUACAAGAUUGAUGAUAGACCUUAUGCUCACGAAGCGUUGAGAGAUCCUUUUGUUAAUGAAGAUUAAUACUAUAACCAUAAAAAUACAGAAAUUGCAGCAAGCCAAGCUUUUCGACCUGCCCUCUACGUUCCUCGCAGCGGCGAAAACCCUGUCUCAGGCUGGUCACGUGAUUCUUUUGUUACGUUCCUCCCUUGUAGGGAUGGCUGGAACACAAGUAGCACAUAAAUCCACGUGCUUCAUCAUUUAAUCAUCGUGCUUCUAAAGCUGGUUUUCCGGUUUUAAAGUCAUGAUAUCCCUUGCUUGUUUACAUUUCGCUAUCAGAAAAAAUUUACUUUUCUAUAUAAUAUUAACCAAAGCAAGUUAUUUGUUUGGAAAUUUGUUCUGCCGGUUCUCCAACAGGUUAUACGAAAUAGCUAAUAUAUCUACCUCGUACCCAGGCGCAGUGGCGGAUCCAGUGUAAGUCAGAAUAAAUUCCCACAGCUCUAACUUGCCACGAUAUUACCGUAGAUUUUUAUGUAAAAGUAUUCUUUAAAAAAAAGGACCCAAUGGCGUUGUUAUUAAGGUAUUUUUAAUUAGAAAUUGGGAUGUGUUAUUUAUUCUGACUUACCUUGAAUCCGCCACUGCCCAGGCGCUUUAGUAUUUAGGCUUUUUACAAGGGCUUUUUCUUAGCAUCGCAAUAUAUUAAGCUUAGAUAAAGAACCCCGCGAAAAAGCCCUUGUAAAAGGCCUAAAUGCUAAAGCGCCUUUAAAAACAGGUUUUGAAAGAGCGAGAAUUGUCGAGUCGAUUUGUACAAUUUGAUAAAUCGUACGGGUCGACGAAUAGACAUAGCCUCCUCUAUCGGCCAACACAGCAUGGCACAUUUCUCCGUAUCCACUACAAUUGUAUACGGCUCGAGCAAACUCGGUGGAAUCAAUGACACAUUUCUGUACGGGUCGAGUACUAUUUGACAAAUCGUAUGUGUCGAGAAGACAUUCAUUCAAUUCAACCAAAUUUACGAGUCGUGUAGGUCGUGUCUUUUUAACAGAGAUGAAUUUAUGGCCGUAUUAGGAGAUUUUGCGCUGUCACAUGGCCAGCCUAAACCUGGGUUUUCGCCAAUUUCGAAGCAGCGUGGGCCGUGGACCAUGCAUAAGUAUAGAAAAGUCAGGCUUGCGAGAUUAAUGGAUUAACAGCUCUCAUAUGCAUUAUGGACAUUUGCGUUGACCCAAGUUGAACUUUGAGCAUGACGUCCCAUUAUUAUACGGGGUGUAUAAAAAACAAGACCUUUAGAAAUUAAACUAUUGUUAUAAUUUAAAUGCCCCGUAACUACGCUAAGCACGUAAAAUAUUCUGCAAGUCUGCCGUUUUAUUCAAG